Argiope bruennichi is the source of this 7682-nucleotide messenger RNA. RefSeq names its product myosin-VIIa-like (gene ck). The coding region runs from base 275 to 6808 and encodes 2177 amino acids. Lineage: Eukaryota; Metazoa; Arthropoda; Arachnida; Araneae; Araneidae. Gene Ontology annotation, cellular component: cytoskeleton; myosin complex. Gene Ontology annotation, molecular function: cytoskeletal motor activity; protein binding; ATP binding. The record is from RefSeq and is a predicted model, not a curated record. The transcript is spliced from 47 exons.
UCUACCUGACAGGUACAGACGCACCUGGUCGCCAGGUAAAACUUACUGACUGCUGUAGGUGUAAUCUGGACAUUUUAUUUGUGUGUCGAUAUUUGAAUUUAUUGUUGUCGUUUGUUUUCUUUCGGUUAUGGAUGCCCACUGUCAAAGUAAAAUAUCAAGAUCGUAGUCAUAUCUUGGUUCUCUGUUUUACGAUGUGAUCGGAGUUUUAGUUUAUUGAAUUAAAAGAACACACCGACGGUGCCUUUCUGAAGUGCCGAAAUAAAGGAACACCACCAUGGUUAUCGUAACGAGGGGGGAUUAUAUCUGGAUUGAACCCCAGACUAAAAGAGAGUUCGAUGUUGCGAUUGGAGCAAGGGUCACAUCUGCAGAGGGAAGGCGUAUACAAGUCAUUGAUGAUGACGGAAAGGAACAAUGGCUUACUCCAGAGAGGAGGAUUAAAGCCAUGCAUCCAACAUCGAUACAAGGAGUGGAGGACAUGAUAUCAUUAGGAGAUCUUCAUGAAGCUGGAAUUUUAAGAAAUUUACUUAUUCGUUACAAUGAAAACCUUAUUUAUACAUACACAGGCUCAAUUUUAGUUGCUGUAAAUCCUUAUCAAAUCCUGCCUAUUUAUACUGCUGAACAAAUAAAAUUAUAUAAAGACAAAAAGAUUGGUGAAUUACCUCCUCAUAUAUUUGCAAUUGGUGAUAACAGUUAUAACAACAUGAAACGAUAUAAACAAGAUCAGUGCAUAAUUAUCAGUGGUGAAAGUGGAGCUGGUAAAACUGAAAGUACAAAACUAAUUCUGCAGUAUCUAGCUGCAAUUAGUGGUCAACAUUCAUGGAUAGAACAACAAAUUUUAGAAGCUAAUCCAAUUUUAGAAGCAUUUGGAAACGCUAAAACUAUUAGAAAUGAUAACUCAAGUAGAUUUGGAAAGUAUAUAGACAUUCAUUUCAAUAAGUCUGGAAUUAUUGAAGGUGCAAGAAUCGACCAAUAUUUAUUAGAGAAGUCUCGUAUUGUUGGUCAGGCUACUGAUGAAAGAAAUUACCACAUAUUUUACUGUAUGCUUGCUGGUCUUUCUAGAGAAGAGAAACAAAAAUUGGAUAUAAGUGAUGCUUCAAAAUAUAAUUAUUUAACUCAGGGCAACUGCAUUACUUGCGAAGGAAGAGAUGACACUGCAGAAUUUUCUGAUAUACGUUCUGCUAUGAAAGUUCUUAUGUUUUCUGAUCAAGAAAUUUGGGAAAUUUUAAAAAUUUUAAGUGCUUUAUUGCACUUGGGUAACAUAAAAUAUAAAGGUACAGUUAUUGAUAAUUUAGAUGCCACAGAAAUAACUAAUGCUGGAAGUGUAAAUAGUGCUGCAAGGUUACUUGAGGUAAAUAGUUUGCAUCUUAUAGAUGCUUUAACCACUCGAACCAUUUUUGCUCAUGGAGAUGCUGUAGUAUCUAAUAUGAGCACAUCGCAAUCAGUUGAUGUACGUGAUGCAUUCGUAAAAGGAAUCUAUGGCAGAAUGUUUGUGUGGAUUGUCAAUAAAAUAAAUUCCGCUAUCUACAAGCCAAAACACAGUGCAGGCUACUACAGAACAUCCAUUGGUGUUCUUGAUAUUUUUGGAUUUGAAAACUUUUCUGUGAACAGCUUUGAGCAGUUCUGUAUAAACUAUGCAAAUGAGAACCUUCAGCAAUUUUUUGUUCGACACAUUUUUAAAUUGGAGCAGGAAGAAUAUAAUCUCGAGGCAAUCAAUUGGCAACACAUUGAAUUUGUGGAUAACCAAGAAGCACUUGAUCUUAUUGCUGUGAAACCUAUGAACAUUAUGGCUUUAAUUGAUGAAGAAAGUAAAUUUCCUAAGGGAACAGACCAGACACUUCUCAACAAGCUUCACAAGAUGCAUGGGAGUAACAAAAACUACUUAAAACCAAAAUCUGAUAUAAAUACUUCUUUUGGUUUAAAUCAUUUUGCAGGUGUUGUCUUCUAUGAUACAAGAGGAUUCCUGGAAAAGAACAGGGACACUUUUAGUGCAGACUUAAUACAACUGAUACAAGUUGCCAAUAAUAAAUUCCUCCAGAAUUUAUUUGUUCAUGAAAUUGGCAUGGGGACAGAUACCAGAAAGAAAACUCCAACCUUAAGUGCACAAUUCAAAAAGUCUCUUGAUUCUUUGAUGAGGACACUUAGUCAAUGUCAUCCUUUUUUCAUCCGUUGCAUCAAACCAAAUGAGCUAAAGAAACCUAUGAUGUUCGAUAGAGAAUUGUGUUGCAAGCAGUUGCGUUAUUCUGGCAUGAUGGAAACUAUUCGUAUUCGACGUGCAGGUUAUCCUAUACGGCAUACUUUUAAAGAAUUUGUUGAAAGGUACAGAUUUCUUAUACCUGGAGUUGGACCCGCUCAUAAGGUUGAUUGUAAGGCGGCCUGUAUUAAAAUAUGUGCUAUUGUGCUUGGGAAAACUGAUUACCAACUUGGAAGAACGAAAGUUUUCUUGAAGGAUGCUCAUGAUCUGUUUCUGGAGCAAGAACGGGACCGAGUUCUCACUAGAAAGAUCUUGAUUCUUCAGAAGGCUAUUAGAGGAUGGUAUUACCGCCGGCGGUUCUUGAGAAUGCGAAAAAGUGCAAUUAUAGUUCAAAGAUUUUGGCGAGGAUAUAUACAGAAACAACAUUACAAUUUUAUGAAAACAGGAUUCCAAAGGCUACAAGCUCUUAUUAGAUCAAGAAUAUUAUCUCAUAGGUUUAAACAUCUCAGAGGCCAUAUCGUUACGUUACAGGCUAGAUGCCGCGGAUUUUUAGUUAGAAGAGAACACAUGAAGAAGCAGUGGGCCAUCACAAAAAUCCAAGCAUUUGUCCGCCGUGUUGUGGCCCAACGCAGAUACAAGAAAUUAAAAAUUCAAAACCGACAUCGUCUAGAAGCUCUCAGAAUGCGGGAACAGGAAGAAGCUAUACUCAGAAAGCAAAUGAAUCCAAGGAAAGCCAAAGAAAUUGCUGAACAAAAAUAUCGAGAAAGACUUCAAGAACUGGAACUUCGGUUGCACGAAGAAGAGGUUGCUGAAAGGAUGAAUAUUGAACACAAAAAGGCUGUUAUUAUUGAUGCAUUUAAUCGUCAAGAAGAACAGCUUGAUGAUUCUAAACUGGUUGAUGCUAUGUUUGAUUUUCUUCCGCGAACUGAUUCCAGUAGUGAUCAAACAGCUCCCACUGCAUUUAAAGAUUUGGAAAGAUCGAGGGAAGCUGCUUUAGAAAUAUCAUCAGAAGCUGAAGGCUCAGUACCUGCACCACCAGUAGAUCAAGAGGAUCUCUCUGAGUAUAAAUUCCAGAAGUUUGCUGUUACUUACUUUCAAGGAAAUGCCACACAUCAGUAUCAGAGGAAGCCAUUAAAACAGCCAUUAUUACCAUUAACCACACAAGGUGAUUGCAUGGCUGCUUUGGCGUUAUGGAUUACAAUACUUCGUUUUAUGGGAGAUUUACCUGAACCAAAGUUUCAUACCAUGGAAAGAGAUAAUACCUCUGUUAUGAGUAAAGUAACAGCAACAUUGGGUCGCAAUUUCAUUAAAACCAAAGAAUUCCAAGAAGCUCAAUUGAUGGGAAUGGAUACUGCCAUUAUUCCAACUGAUGGUUACAACAAACAGAAAUCACGUAGUAUCAGAAAUAAAUUGGUUUCUCUCACUCUGAAGAAGAAAAAUAAAAUUACAGAGGAUGUACGCCGGCAAUUGCAGGAAGAAGAGUUGGCUGCAGACACUUACAGUAGUUGGCUUGAAAGUAGGCCAACUUCCAAUCUGGAAAAAUUGCACUUCAUUAUUGGACAUGGUAUUCUUCGAGAUGAACUUAGGGAUGAAAUUUAUUGCCAUAUAUGUAAACAACUAACAAAUAAUCCAAAUAAAAGUUCACAUGCUCGUGGUUGGAUUCUUCUUUCACUGUGUGUUGGAUGUUUUGCACCAUCAGAUAAAUUCGUGAAAUAUUUAUUGAACUUUAUUCGAGAAGGUCCCCCAGGGUAUGCACCUUAUUGCGAAGAUCGUUUAAGGAGAACUUUUAUGAAUGGCACUAGAGGACAACCUCCAUCUUGGUUAGAACUACAGGCUACCAAAUCUAAAAAACCUCUAAUGUUGCCAAUUACGUUUAUGGAUGGCAAUACUAAAACUUUAUUGGCUGAUUCUGCUACUACUGCUAGGGAACUUUGUGCUCAGUUGGCAGAAAAAAUUGGUUUGAAAGACCAGUUUGGCUUUUCUUUAUACAUUGCUUUGUUUGAUAAAGUUUCUUCUUUGGGAAGUGGAGGUGAACAUGUCAUGGAUGCAAUAUCUCAGUGUGAACAGUAUGCCAAAGAACAAGGUGCUCAAGAACGAAAUGCACCUUGGCGUCUGUUUUUCCGAAAAGAAAUAUUUGCUCCUUGGCAUGAUCCUACAGAAGAUCCUGUUGCUACAAACUUAAUAUUCCAGCAAGUAGUUAGAGGAGUAAAAUUUGGAGAGUACAGAUGUGAUAAGGAGGAAGAUUUGGCCAUGAUUGCAGCACAGCAGUAUUAUAUUGAACAUGGCUUAGAUUUAAGUAUGGACAGGCUAAUGGCAUUAUUGCCUAACUACAUACCGGAUUAUUGCCUGCAAAGUGGUGAUAAAAGCUUGGAAAGAUGGGCUAGUCUAGUUAUUACUGCUUGUAAAAAGAGUUAUUAUUAUAGAGAUCGAGUACCUAUUCCAAGAGUCAAAGAAGAUGUUGUUGAUUAUGCUAAAUUCAAAUGGCCUUUGCUCUUUUCAAGAUUUUAUGAAGCAUUAAGAUCAGCUGGGCCUCAUCUUCCUAAAAAUGAUGUCAUACUUGCAAUAAAUUGGACUGGUGUGUAUGUUGUCGAUGAUCAAGAACAGGUGCUCUUGGAACUGUCUUUCCCAGAAAUUACUUCAAUCAUUAGUCAAAAAGGAACACGCCCAUUUCUUCAGAGCUUCUGCAUAAGCACCGUACGUGGCGAAGAAUUCACAUUUCAAUCACCUAACUCUGACGAUAUCCGAGAAUUGGUUGAAUUCUUUUUAGAAGGUUUGAAAAAAAGAGCCAGAUACGUAAUAGCUCUGCAAGAUUACAAAGGUGACAAUCCAUCCUUUUUAAGUUUCACUCAAGGGGACUUGAUUUUGCUUGAUGAUGGCUAUUCUGGUGAAGGUGUUGCUGCAAAUAAUUGGGCUGCUGGGCGAAAUGAAAGAACUGGAGAAAGAGGCGAUUUCCCUUCAGAAUUUGUAUAUGUAUUGCCUGCUUUAGUGAAACCACCUAACAACAUAUUAGCUUUGUUUUCUCAUGAUGGAAGUGAACAAGGAAAGAGAUUAUUUAUCCACGGCCCCAAAAAUGGACCCGAGCCGGUUGAUAAACCGCAUACUUUAGAGGAAUAUGCUAUAGAUCAUUUCAGGCUUCCACCAAAGCGAACUAUACCGAGAACUCUGACAUUAUCUUCAGCUCGGAAAAGAGACACAGAUCAACUUUGGCGUCAUUCUAGGGAGCCAAUUAAACAGCCGUUGUUAAAGAAAUUACUUAAUAAAGAAGAGUUAUGUCAAGAAGCCUGUUUUGCAUUUAAUGCUUUGUUAAAGUAUAUGGGUGAUCUUCCUUCAAGGCGGACACGAACUGGCAAUGAAUUGACUGAUCAGAUAUAUGAUGGACCAUUAAAACAUGAAAUCUUACGAGAUGAAAUCUACUGUCAAAUUAUGAAACAGCUUACUGACAACAAAAACAGAUUAAGUGAAGAAAGAGGUUGGGAGUUAAUGUGGUUAGCCACUGGACUGUUUGCACCAAGUCAGAUUCUCUUGAAAGAAUUGACAGCUUUUCUAAGAACUAGACGUCAUCCAAUUGCUGUUGAUUCACUUCAACGCUUGCAGAAAACCUUAAGGACAGGCCAACGAAAAUAUCCACCACAUUUAGUUGAAGUAGAAGCUAUACAACACAAGACAACUCAAAUAUUCCACAAAGUAUAUUUCCCUGAUGAUACUGAUGAAGCAUUUGAAGUUGAUUCAAGUACUCGUGCUAAGGACUUUUGUCAAAAUAUAUCUCAAAGACUGAAUUUAAGAUCUGCAGAAGGCUUUAGUUUAUUUGUCAAAAUUGCUGAUAAAGUUAUCAGUGUUCCUGAAGGAGAUUUCUUUUUUGAUUUUGUUCGCCAUCUAACAGAUUGGAUAAGAAAAGCAAGACCCACUCGCGAUGGCUCUAUACCUCAAUUUACCUAUCAAGUAUUCUUCAUGAAGAAAUUGUGGACUAACACAGUGCCAGGCAAGGACAGAAAUGCUGACAUUAUUUUCCAUUAUCACCAGGAACUUCCUAAAUUGUUAAGAGGGUAUCACAAAUGUAGCAAAGAAGACGCUGCUCGAUUGGCUGCACUUAUAUACCGUGUUCGAUAUGGGGAAAGUAAAGUGGAACUUCAAAGUAUACCAAACAUGCUGAGGGAAAUGAUUCCUGCAGAUUUACUCAAAGCUCAAAAUGCAAAUGACUGGAAACGGGCAAUUGUUGCUGCCUAUAAUCAAGAUGCUGGUAUGAGUCCAGAAGAAAGUAAAAUAAAUUUCUUGAAAGUAAUUUACAAGUGGCCAACAUUUGGUUCUGCAUUCUUUGAAGUAAAGCAAACAACAGAUCCUAAUUACCCUGAGCAAUUAUUAAUUGCAAUCAAUAAGCAUGGUGUUAGCUUGAUCGACCCAUCGUCAAAGGAUAUCCUAGUCACCCAUCCUUUUACUCGAAUUUCUAAUUGGAGUAGCGGUAACACUUACUUCCAUAUGACUAUAGGAAAUUUAGUGCGAGGGAAUAAACUGUUAUGUGAAACUCCCUUGGGAUACAAAAUGGACGAUUUACUGACUUCAUAUAUAAGUCUGAUGUUGAGCAAUAUGAACAAGCAAAGAACCAUACGUGUAAAGCAAUAACUUAACGUCCGUCCAGAUUUUCUCGUCUGUGUGCCAGCUGCUGGCUCAGCAUGGUGCUAAAAACUGUAUCAGAUGCCAGUUUGGCUCUUACCUCUGUGCCUAUAUUUUAUAUCAUUGAAAGAAGAAUUGAUCUGAUAUUUCAUUGGAUGUUACGUUAUCAAAAUAUUGUUGAAUAUACGUUGUUUUUUAUAUCAUUCCAUUCUAACAGUAUUUUUUAGGAAUUUUACAUAUUACAAAUUAACAUUCCAUUAAAAAUAUACUAGUGUUGUACAUGACUAAAUUUAUAUUGACUUGUUAGUUUGUAAGAAACCAGUUUUUGAUAAAGUGGAUGAACAAUAUAUUUUGUAAUUCACUUUUUUUACCUUUGUGCAGCUAAUUUAUUUGAAGGUAAGCUAUCUUCAAGAUAUUAAUUUGCUGAAUUAUUUUUGAGGUUUGUUAAUGAUUAAAAAAUAUUCUCAUAUUUUGCUGGUAAUGAAAAUGCGAUGUUUUUUAUUCAAGGUUAUCCAAAUUGUUUUUAAAAACUUUUUAAGAAAAUUUUAGGACUGUGUUGAAUUUUCUGAGUUUAUCAGAGAAUAAAUUAAUUGCAUUGUUUGCAUGUACUUAAAAAUCGCAUUCGUUCAUUGAAUGGUUGUAGACAUUUCAUGCAUUUAAAAUGAUUGAACAUUUACCAUUCACUCUGGCUUUUAUAAGCAUACUUACGGAUGUUGAAAAAUGCAUUUAAACUUUUGAAUUGAUUGUAAAUGCCAUCUACUAUUAUAUCGUUUUAUAAAUAAUUUAUUCACCUUUGUUAAAUAUACUUAUGAAGUUUAUUUAGUGACUUUAAACUUCCUUACAGAUUUUAAAUUUUUACUUUAUUUCAUCUGAUUUUCAUUUG